Molecule: messenger RNA, 1464 nt
Organism: Phyllostomus hastatus (greater spear-nosed bat)
Lineage: Eukaryota; Metazoa; Chordata; Mammalia; Chiroptera; Phyllostomidae
Gene: KRT39
Product: keratin 39
Exons: 7
Coding region: 1-1464 (487 amino acids)
Molecular function (GO): structural molecule activity
Source: RefSeq, a predicted model, not a curated record
AUGGAUACCAAGGACUGUCCAACCACUAUUUCUUCUUCGACAUCAUGCCAAAGCUGCUCUAGGAUUACCAAUUUUGGGAUCACUUCUUCGGACACCAGCUGCCAGCGUGGUGAUCUUGAGGCCAGCAGCUGCCAACCAACUGGCCGUGUUCUGAGAACCCUCCCGCCCCGGGGCCGCCAACCUACCCGCUGCUUUGGUCCCAUGCCCACCUGCUUGGCGAACAGCUUCAGCGCCUGCACCUCUGGGGAUGACUGGGGCUGGUGCGGUGAGGGCAUCAACAGCAAGGAGAAGGAGACCAUGCAGAUCUUGAAUGGCCGCCUUGCUAACUACCUUGAAAAGGUGCGAACGCUGGAACGAGAGAACGCUGAGCUGGAGUGUAAAAUCCAGGAGGAGUGUAACAAAGAGCUCACUGUCGUAUGUCCUGAUUACCUGUCCUACUACGCGACCAUCGAAGAGCUCCAGCAGAAGAUCUUGUGCACCAAGGCUGAGAAUUCCAGACUGGUCUCACAAAUUGACAACACCAAACUGGCUGCUGAUGACUUGAGAGCCAAGUAUGAAGCGGAGGUGUCCCUGCGCCAGCUGGUGGAGGCGGAUGCCAACAGCCUGCGGAGGAUCCUGAACGCGCUGACCCUGAGCGAAGCUGACCUGGAGGCACGAGGCCAAUCUCUGCGGGAGGAGCUCCUUUGCCUCAAAAACCACCACGAAGAGGAAAUCAACUCCUUACAGAGCCAGCUGGGGGACAGACUGCACGUCGAAGUGACCGCUGCCCCUUCUGUGGACCUCAACCGGGUUCUGCAAGAAAUGAGGUGUCGGUAUGAGUCUGUCAUGGAGGCAAACCGCAGAGACGUGGAACGAUGGUUCAACCUGCAGAUGGAGGAGCUGAACCAGCAGGUGGUGGCCAGCUCUCAACAGCAGCAGAGCUGCCAGAAGGAGAUCAUCGAGCUUAGACGCGCCGUGAACGCUCUGGAGGUUGAACGGCAGGCCCAGCACCGCAUGAGGGACUCCCAGGAGUGCAUGCUGGCGGAGACAGAGGCCCGCUACACGGCCCUGCUGACCCAGAUCCAGGGUCUGAUCGAUCACCUGGAGGCUCAGCUGGCGGAGAUCCGAGCGGCCUUGGUGUGGCAGAACCAAGAGUACGAGGUUCUGCUGGACAUCAGGGCGCAGCUGGAGAGCGAGAUCGCCACAUACCGCGGCCUCCUGGAGAGCUCGGACUGCAAGCUCCCCUGUAACCCGUGUGCCACCGAAUGUGAGCCUUCCGUUUGCACGGCCAUGGAAUGCGCAGCCCCAGUGCACACGGCACCCUCAGCUCCCCGAGGGACGCCCGAGCCCUGCGGUGCCUGCAGAGCCCUGACCCACCUCCUGGGUAAAAUCUGCACUGUCACCAAGGAGAUCAAGGAUGGGAAAGUCAUCUCUUCUUACGAGCACGUGCAGCCUUGCUUCAUCAUCAGAGCUGCCCAAGCCUAG